GCUGCUUCCUUAGCUUUGCCCCUGCCCGCCCGCCCGCCGCGGGCUCGGCGCCGGGAUGGGACUCUGCUUGCCGUGCCUGGGGGGAGCUGCCGACACCGUGGUGGAGACGCCUGACCCCGAAAUGAGAAGAAGACAACUUGCAGAAGCUGCAGAAAAAAGGCAAAUGGAGGCUGCUUCCCGUGGUAUUAAGAAUCUGUCUUCUGUGGAGCAGAAGAAAAGGAAACAGGAGGAAAUGGAGAAACGUCUUGAAACUGCAGGGCCUGGCCCCGAAGGAGGUGGACUGAGAUGGCAAGUUGGAUAAUUCUACGUGCAGCUCUUGAAGCAAAGGAAAGGGAAACGUCCUACUGCCAGUACCUUGCCAGUUCCUACAGCUGAGUGGCAUUUGUUCAUAGUUUGGGUUUUUGCUGUCGCUUGCCUCCAAAGAUGCAGCAGUACUAGGCCAUGGUAGCAGGGCAGAUGAAUGACACACACUAAGGAUGUUGUCAAACCAAAAUCUCACAAUGUUAUAGCUGGGAUGGCCAAAAACCAGUCACUUACUACUUAUGUUGCCAUACAAAUUGACUCUGCAUGUCUUAACAUAGUGGGGCCAGGGCAGUUGUGGAAGAGACCCUUUGUGUAGAUAAAUUAAGUGCUCAUGCUCAAAUUGGUUAUGGUUAAAAUUUCUGUUUCUAAAAAUGUCCCUCAGUAUUUAACAGUGUUAAAUUGAAAGAUUCACAUUUGAAAGAUUCAAGCCAUAGUUCUUGGGUUCCUGGCUCUGAGCUAAAUCUGGAGAUUUUUUGGGGGGGCGCUGUUUGUGCCUUAAAAAUCCCAGUCCUUACAUCUUCUGUGUCCUUAUGUCUUACAUUCUGUCUUUGAGGGGAAUACAGAAAUACAGAGAAAUGUGGACUGUUCAUUUGUUAACAGGAAAAAAAAAAAUUGGGCACAGUCAUAUUUUUCUUUUACCACAUGUAGGGAAGAACCACCAAACGGCAGCUACACUUAUCUUACAAUCUUGUGAUGAAAUUUCUCUGUUGAAAAAGAUGUCCAUAUAAGCUUAGUUGAUAACCAGUCUGAAAUUUUUUUGGAGAAUAAUUGAAUUCUGCAAAUUGAUCCAGUGUACCAAGCAUUCUUUUAAACUUUAUGAUUAAUAUAUGCAUACUCUGCAGUAAAUAAAUUGAUGUGCUUUAUUCAGCCAUCUCUUAAAUGUU
Pogona vitticeps (central bearded dragon) is the source of this 1187-nucleotide messenger RNA. RefSeq names its product small VCP interacting protein (gene SVIP). The record is from RefSeq and is a predicted model, not a curated record. Lineage: Eukaryota; Metazoa; Chordata; Lepidosauria; Squamata; Agamidae. Gene Ontology annotation, biological process: negative regulation of VCP-NPL4-UFD1 AAA ATPase complex assembly; positive regulation of autophagy; negative regulation of retrograde protein transport, ER to cytosol. Gene Ontology annotation, cellular component: endoplasmic reticulum membrane.